AUGUCGAGGAGGACGGUGUUGAGCGCCGUCACCACUGGCAAUGGCGCAUUCGAGGCCGUCGGCCGGAGGAUACCACAGCAUGCAUCACGAAGCUUCACCUCGACAGCCCAGAGGAAUGCAACAAAAAUCACACACUUCACGCCGACCUCGUCCGCCGAGCUCGACUCGGCCCUCUCCACCAUCCGCGAGAAGAUCCUCCUCCCCUCCUACCUGACCCUCGCCCAGCGCAAGAAGAUCAUCAGCUCCAAAUGGGCCAAGAAGCUGCAGGUCGACCCCAUCACUAUCGAGAUCGACGGCGAGCUCUCCAAGUUCCGCUACAUGAACCCCUUCUCCGGCGACAUCCCCAACACCCGGAAAUCCGUCGUCGCCGCCGUCGAGAAGUUCGACGGCGCCAGCGAUGACGACUUCGCAAACCUGAGGCCCUUGCUCGAGGGCGUUCACGCCACCGGCCGCCGCCUGAGCGACGACUUCUACGCCAAGAUCCUGCGCAUCGUCGGCCUGAAGGGCCGUGUCUACGAGCUGGUCGAGCUGGCCAGGGGCAGCAAGAAGACUGGCUUCAGACUAGACACGAGCGAGAAGGUCAACGAGCUGCUGCACUUCUGCCAGCUCAGGGCCCUCGAGGCUGAGUGGAGCAGGCCCGAGACGCAGAAGGCACUGCGGUGGGCCGAGGAGGUUGUAGAGCUGCUGGAGGACGAGGCGCAUGCACCGAAGACGGCGCAGAUCGAGGGUGACUUGCCCCUGAACCGGGACCCCCAGGUUCUCCUGGCCCCCCUUCACCUGGCUGCGGCUUUGGUGGUCAAGGCUGGAGUGCAGGAGGAGAGGCUGGUCGCCAAGGUCAACAGGCUCUCCAGCACCAUCGUCAAGUUAUGGCCUGCCGGUCACGGCUUGAAGAAGCUGCACCAGCUAGAGCGCUAUGUGGAAGACAUGGACUACCUUCUGGACGCCAACAAGUUCGUGGCACUGGCGACUCCCUUGUUGCAUGGGCUGGAGCUGGCGUCGCAGGCCGUGUCGGAACCCGCACUGGCCGCAGAGUUGCAAUCGCGGUCCCGGACCCUGAAGAGUGAAAUCGAGAGCGCCAUCAGCGAGGCUGCCAAGAAAUCAAAGAACGGAAGAGGCGAGGUUGUCUAUCAGAAGUUCUACGGAGGCGAGAGCUCAUAG
Messenger RNA from Truncatella angustata, 1158 nucleotides. RefSeq lists its product as uncharacterized. NCBI's taxonomy places the organism in Eukaryota, Fungi, Ascomycota, Sordariomycetes, Amphisphaeriales, Sporocadaceae. The coding region runs from base 1 to 1158 and encodes 385 amino acids. The record is from RefSeq and is a predicted model, not a curated record. The transcript is spliced from 2 exons.